Messenger RNA from Pan troglodytes (chimpanzee), 5310 nucleotides. RefSeq names its product carbonic anhydrase 12 (gene CA12). Gene Ontology annotation, cellular component: plasma membrane. The coding region runs from base 1495 to 2559 and encodes 354 amino acids. NCBI's taxonomy places the organism in Eukaryota, Metazoa, Chordata, Mammalia, Primates, Hominidae. Gene Ontology annotation, molecular function: carbonate dehydratase activity; zinc ion binding. The record is from RefSeq and is a predicted model, not a curated record. The transcript has 11 exons.
ACCCUGCACUGGAUGGAUCAGCUGACACCACUCAGACCGUGUGUGAUCUGGCUCAACCAGUUCUGCGAUCCCACCCAGGAACAGAAGACUGCAAGAAAACGUUACUUCAACCCCCCUGUGAUCCCAUCUGCAACCUGACCAAUCAGCACUCCCCAAGUCCCAAGCCCCUACCUGCCAAAUUAUCUUUAAAAACUCCCAGAGGCAGGGUGCAGUGGUUCAACGCCUGUAAUCCCAGCACUUUAGGUGGAUCAUGAGAUCAAGAGAUCAAGACCAGCCUGGCCAACAUGGUGAAACCCCGUCUCUACUAAAAAUACAAAAAUUAGCUGGGUGUGGUGGCGCGUGCCUGUAAUCCCAGCUACUCAGGAGGCUGAGGCAGGAGAAUCGCUUGAACCCGUGAGGCAGAGGUUGCAGUGAGCCAAGAUCAUGCCACUGCACUCCAGCCUGGGCGACAGAGGGAGACUCCUUCUGAACAAACAAACAAACAAACAACUCCCGGAAUGCUUGGGGAGACUGAUUUGAGUACUGGAAUCCCAGUACUUUAGGAGGCCAAGGUAGGUGGAUCACUUGAGGUCAGGAGUUCCAGACCAGCCUGGCCAACAUGGUGAAACCCCGUCUCUACUAAAAUUAGAAAAAUUAGCCGGGUGUGGUGGUGGGCGCCUGUAAUCCCAGCACUUUGGGAAGCCAAGGCAGGUGAAUUAUCUGAGGUCGGGAGUUUAAGGCCAGCCUUAAACUGGCGAAACCCCGCCUCUACUAAAAAUACAAAAAUUAUCUGGGCAUGGUGGCACGUGCCUGUAAUCCCAGCUACUUGGGAGGCUGAGGCAGGAGAAUCGCUUGAACCCGGGAGGCGGAGGUUGCAGUGAGCCGAGAUCACGCUAUUGCACUCCAGCCUGGGCAACAGAGCGAGACUCCAUCUCAAACAAACAAAGGAACGAAAACCUCCGGUCUCCGGCACGGCAAGCUCUGCGUGAAUUACUUUCUCCAUUGCAACUCCCCUGUCUUGAUAAAUGGGCUCUGUCUAAGCAGCGGGCAAGGUGAACUCGUUGGGCUGUUACAGGACCAGUGACAGACCAAGGGCAUGCCACUGAAGGAAUCCCUAGACGCACCCUUCUGGAUGUGAGGCAGGCGGAUCUCACCCACGCCUGCCAGCAGCUCCUCGGAGAACUGUGUUCCUGGGUCAGCCCUGGCCCAGAGGAGCGCCGGGGACCCGCAGAGUGCUGCUGAAGUCAAGGCUACAACUCACCUAGGAUCUGGGGCGCCAGCCCUCCGGUGGGCAGGGCGUUCUCCUCCCCCACCCCCUCCCCGCACGAUGACAUCAAGUGUUUGGGGUUGAGUUGCUCCAUAAAAGCUGCCCCGGGAAGCCAGGAGAGCGAAGGGCGGACGUACUCGCCACGGCACCCAGGCUGCGCGCACGCGGUCCCGGUGUGCAGCUGGAGAGCGAGCGGCCACCGGGAGCCCCCGGGACAGCCCGCGCCCGCCCCGCAGGAGCCCGCGAAGAUGCCCCGGCGCAGCCUGCACGCGGCGGCCGUGCUCCUGCUGGUGAUCUUAAAGGAACAGCCUUCCAGCCCGGCCCCAGUGAACGGUUCCAAGUGGACUUAUUUUGGUCCUGAUGGGGAGAAUAGCUGGUCCAAGAAGUACCCGUCGUGUGGGGGCCUGCUGCAGUCCCCCAUAGACCUGCACAGCGACAUCCUCCAGUAUGACGCCAGCCUCACGCCCCUCGAGUUCCAAGGCUACAAUCUGUCUGCCAACAAGCAGUUUCUCCUGACCAACAAUGGCCAUUCAGUGAAGCUGAACCUGCCCUCGGACAUGCACAUCCAGGGCCUCCAGUCUCGCUACAGUGCCACGCAGCUGCACCUGCACUGGGGGAACCCGAAUGACCCGCACGGCUCCGAGCACACCGUCAGUGGACAGCACUUCGCCGCCGAGCUGCACAUUGUCCAUUAUAACUCAGACCUUUAUCCUGACGCCAGCACUGCCAGCAACAAGUCAGAAGGCCUCGCUGUCCUGGCUGUUCUCAUUGAGAUGGGCUCCUUCAAUCCGUCCUAUGACAAGAUCUUCAGUCACCUUCAACAUGUAAAGUACAAAGGCCAGGAAGCAUUCAUCCCGGGAUUCAACAUUGAAGAGCUGCUUCCGGAGAGGACCGCUGAAUAUUACCGCUACCGGGGCUCCCUGACCACACCCCCUUGUAACCCCACUGUGCUCUGGACAGUUUUCCGAAACCCCGUGCAAAUUUCCCAGGAGCAGCUGCUGGCUUUGGAGACAGCCCUGUACUGCACACACAUGGACGACCCUUCCCCCAGAGAAAUGAUCAACAACUUCCGGCAGGUCCAGAAGUUCGAUGAGAGGCUGGUAUACACCUCCUUCUCCCAAGUGCAAGUCUGUACUGCGGCAGGACUGAGUCUGGGCAUCAUCCUCUCACUGGCCCUGGCUGGCAUUCUUGGCAUCUGUAUUGUGGUGGUGGUGUCCAUUUGGCUUUUCAGAAGGAAGAGUAUCAAAAAAGGUGAUAACAAGGGAGUCAUUUACAAGCCAGCCACCAAGAUGGAGACUGAGGCCCACGCUUGAGGUCCCCGGAGCUCCCGGGCACAUCCAGGAAGGACCUUGCUUUGGACCCUACACAUUCGGCUCUCUGGACACUUGCGACACCUCAAGGUGUUCUCUGUAGCUCAAUCUGCAAACAUGCCAGGCCUCAGGGAUCCUCUGCUGGGUGCCUCCUUGCCUUGGGACCAUGGCCACCCCAGAGCCAUCCGAUCAAUGGAUGGGAUGCACUCUCAGACCAAGCAGCAGGAAUUCAAAGCUGCUUGCUGUAACUGUGUGAGAUUGUGAAGUGGUCUGAAUUCUGGAAUCACAAACCAAGCCAUGCUGGUGGGCCAUUAAUGGUUGGAAAACACUUUCAUCCGGGGCUUUGCCAGAGCGUGCUUUCAAGUGUCCUGGAAAUUCUGCUGCUUCUCCAAGCUUUCAGACAAGAAUGUGCACUCUCUGCUUAGGUUUUGCUUGGGAAACUCAACUUCUUUCCUCUGGAGACGGGGCAUCUCCCUCUGAUUUCCUUCUGCUAUGACAAAACCUUUAAUCUGCACCUUACAACUCGGGGACAAAUGGGGACAGGAAGGAUCAAGUUGUAGAGAGAAAAAGAAAACAAGAGAUAUACAUUGUGAUAUAUUAGGGACACUUUCACAGUCCUGUCCUCUGGAUCACAGACACUGCACAGACCUUAGGGAAUGGCAGGUUCAAGUUCCACUUCUUGGUGGGGAUGAGAAGGGAGAGAGAGCUAGAGGGACAAAGAGAAUGAGAAGACAUGGAUGAUCUGGGAGAGUCUCACUUUGGAAUCAGAGUUGGAAUCACAUUCUGUUUAUCAAGCCAUAAUGUAAGGACAGAACAAUACAAUAUUAAGUCCAAAUCCAACCUCCUGUCAGUGGAGCAGUUAUGUUUUAUACUCUACAGAUUUUACAAAUAAUGAGGCUGUUCCUUGAAAAUGUGUUGUUGCUGUGUCCUGGAGGAGACAUGAGUUCCAAGAUGACCCAAUCUGCCUUUGAAUCUGGAGGAAAUAGGCAGAAACAAAAUGACUGUAGAACUUAUUCUCUGUAGGCCAAAUUUCAUUUCAGCCACUUCUGCAGGAUCCCUACUGCCAACCUGGAAUGGAGACUUUUAUCUACUUCUCUCUCUCUGAAGAUGUCAAAUCGUGGUUUAGAUCAAAUAUAUUUCAAGCUAUAAAAGCAGGAGGUUAUCUGUGCAGGGGGCUGGCAUCAUGUAUUUAGGGGCAAGUAAUAAUGGAAUGCUACUAAGAUACUCCAUAUUCUUCCCCGAAUCACCCAGACAGUUUCUGACAGGCGCAACUCCUCCAUUUUCCUCCCGCAGGUGAGAACCCUGUGGAGAUGAGUCAGUGCCAUGACUGAGAAGGAACUGACCCCUAGUUGAGAGCACCUUGCAGUUCCCCGAGAACUUUCUGAUUCACAGUCUCAUUUUGACAGCAUGAAAUGUCCUCUUGAAGCAUAGCUUUUUAAAUAUCUUUUUCCUUCUACUCCUCCCUCUGACUCUAAGAAUUCUCUCUUCUGGAAUCGCUUGAACCCAGGAGGCGGAGGUUGCAGUAAGCCAAGGUCAUGCCACUGCAGUCUAGCCUGGGUGACAGAGCGAGACUCCAUCUCAAAAAAAAAAAAAAAAAAAAUUCUUCUGUACCAUCACAACUUUUCACAAUGAUGGCAAGCCUUAUGUCUUGGGAGCCUGUUUUGCUAGGCAAAGUUACAAGUGACCUAAUGGGAGCUCAGAUGUGUGUGUGUCUGUGUGUUUGUGUGUGUGUGUGCACUCAAGACUUCUAACAGCCUCGAAGCCUGGGGUGGCAUCCCGGCCUUGCCAUUAGCAUGCCUCGUGCAUCAUCAGAUGACAAGGACAACCCUCAUGACGAAGCAACAUGAAUUAGGGGGCCUCUUGGCCUUGGUCCAAAAUUGUCAAUCAGAAAUGAACAUAAAGGGCUCCAGAGCAGUGGGACUGUCUGUCAAAAGACUCUGUAUAUCUUUUGUGGAUGAGUUUUGUGAGAGAACAGAGAGACCAUUGUACCUGGCACAAGGGCUGUUCAUGAAAAGGGAGACUUACUGGGAGGUGCAAGACAGUGGCAUUUCUCCUCUCCUCUUGCUGCUCAGCACAGCCCUGGAUUGCAGCCCCGAGGCUGAGACCAGACAAAGCCCGGGAGGCAGAAAGAUGCUCCAAGAACCAACACUAUCAAUGUCUUUGCAAAUCCUCACAGGAUUCCUGUGGGUCCAGCUUUGGAACUGGGAAACCUUUCUUCAGAUCCGCACUCAUUCCACUGAUGCCAGCUGCCCCUGAAGGAUGCCAGUACUGUGGUGUGUGAGGCUCAGCAGCCGCCCACACGCUCCUAACUCUGCUGCAUGGCAGAUGCCUAGGUGGAAAUAGCAAAAACAAGGCCCAGGCUGGGGCCAGGGCCAGAGGGGAAGGCCCUGGAUUCUCACUCAUGUGAGAUCUUGAAUCUCUUUCUUUGUUCUGUUUCUUUAGUAUCAUCUGGUAAAAUAGUUAAAACAAAAAACAACAAAAAACUCUGUAUCUGUUUCUAGCAUGUGCUGCAUUGACUCUAUUAAUCACAUUUCAAGUUCACCCUACAUUCCUCUCCUCUUCACUAGCCUCUCUGAAGGUGUCCUGGCCAGCCCUGGAGAAGCACUGGUGUCUGCAGCACCCCUCAGUUCCUGUGCCUCAGCCCACAGGCCACUGUGAUAAUGGUCUGUUUAGCACUUCUGUAUUUAUUGUAAGAAUGAUUAUAAUGAAGAUACACACUAUAACUACAAGAAAUUAUAAAUGUUUUUCACAUCA